Molecule: messenger RNA, 1697 nt
Organism: Drosophila nasuta
Lineage: Eukaryota; Metazoa; Arthropoda; Insecta; Diptera; Drosophilidae
Product: lysosomal Pro-X carboxypeptidase
Biological process (GO): proteolysis
Molecular function (GO): serine-type exopeptidase activity; dipeptidyl-peptidase activity
Source: RefSeq, a predicted model, not a curated record
GGCUUCGUUGAAGUGAUAAGAACGACUCGAGAGAGAGCGAGAGCAUCUGGAAACCUGGAACAACAAACAAAGAUCGGAAAUUCUUGACAUCUGACUGUCAUUCAUUAUUCAAUAUUGUGUGCGGGCAAUAUUAAAAUGUUUGCCUUUCUCUGUGGAGCUUUAAUAUUAUUGGCCUUUGAGCCUGGCUUAUCUGCUGCUGAAGUGAAAUUUAAAUAUGCCAUCAAAGAAUUUUCGGUGCCGCUGGAUCACUUCAGUUUCCUGAACAAUACCAGCUUUAAUAUACGAUAUCUCUACAAUGAUUCGUAUGCCGACAAGAGCAAUGUGGAGAGUCCAAUAUUCUUCUACACUGGCAAUGAGGGCGACAUCGAAUGGUUUGCCCAGAACAGUGGCUUUGUCUGGGAGCUGGCUGAUAAGUUGCGUGCCGUGGUCGUGUUUGCCGAGCAUCGCUAUUACGGCAAGUCGAUGCCCUUUGGCAGCGAUACAUUCAACAGCAGCAAACCGGAGCAUCUUGCCUACUUUACGGUCGAACAGGCGUUGGAGGAUUAUGCCAUGUUGAUAACCUACUUGCGUGGCGGACGUCAGUUGCCUGUUGUCGCAUUUGGUGGAUCCUACGGUGGCAUGUUGUCGGCCUGGUUCCGCAUGAAGUAUCCGCAUAUUGUGAUUGGUGCUUUGGCUGCCUCGGCACCAAUUCUACAAUUCCCGGGACUGACGCCUUGCGAGAUUUUCAAUAGGAUUACGACAACCGUUUAUGAGACUGCCUACAAUGCCAAUUGCAGCGCGAACAUUGGCAAAUCUUGGAAGGCAUUUGAAACCUUGGCUGCCAACGAUGCGGGCAAGAAGCAGCUGGGCGACCUCUUUCACUUGUGUGAUCCCAUUAAGAACGCCGAUGAUUUGAAUGAGUUUUUGGAUUUCCUCGAGGAUGUCUAUGGCAAUCUGGCCAUGGCCAACUAUCCCUACAAUUCCACGUUUUUGGCCCCGCUGCCUCCAAAUCCGGUGCGUCAGUUGUGCUUCUACUUGAAGGAUCUGCACCAGAAGGAUGACGAUUUAAUCAAGAGCAUGGCAAGUGCCUUGGCCGUCUAUACCAACUACACGGGCACUCAGAAGUGCGUCGACUACAAGUACUCAAAAUCUGAUGGCACGCUGGACAACAAGGGGUGGGACAUACAGACGUGCAAUCAAAUGGUUAUGCCCUUCUGCUCCAACAGCAGCGACACCAUGUAUCGCACCAAGGACUGGAACUUGAAAGACUUCACCGAGAAGUGCUAUAAGAAGUACCAGCUUACACCUAAACCAUAUGAUAUUGAGCUGCGCUAUGGUGGCAAUAAUCUAGAGGCGGUCAGCAACAUUAUCUUCAGCAAUGGUCUUCUCGAUCCCUGGAGCGGUGGUGGUGUUCUCCAGGCACCCAACAAUCAAGUGCAUGUGAUCAUCUUGCCGGAGGGUGCUCAUCAUUUGGACUUGCGUCAAAGUAACCCAUUGGAUCCGCCAUCUGUGGUCGAUGCUCGUCAGAGGGAAGCUGCCAUCAUUGCGGGAUGGAUUAACGAAGCUUAAGGCCUUGAACAUACAUCCUCUUACUUUUUCAAUUUCAAUUAUUGCUAUUCGCAAAUACUACUUAUGAUAAUAUAUUUUCUUAUACAAUAAACAAACCGUGCUGUUUUUUUGAAUGUAUAUCGUUUAUAAAAUAAAACAUGGUAAAUAUA